AUGGCGGCGCGGCCCUUGCCCGGGCACGUGGGGCGCGUGCGCGUCCUCUACCGGCGCCUGCUGGUGCUGCACCGCGGGCUGCCCGACGCCCUGAAGGCCUUGGGCGACCAGUACGUCCGGGAAGAGUUUAGACGCCACCGGACGGUGGGGCCUGACCGAGCCCAGAGCUUCCUCCAAGAAUGGGAGGAGUACGCCCAGGUGCUGGAGCAGCAAAUGGGUGGCAACCGCCCGCGAUUCGGCGCUCAGCUCAGCCACGCCAAGCUGGACGACUUCCGGGCAGAGCAGAUCGGGCAGCUGCAGGAACUCAUGCGCGAAGCCACCAAAGCCAACGGACGCUUCGACGGCGCCGACCCCGCCGCCCCGAAAUCCUAGGAGGAAUCAAUCAAUCGUAUUUAUUGAGCGCUUCCUGUGUGCAGAGCACUGUACUGAGCGCUUGGGAAGUACAAGUUGGCAACGGAAGGCCGACGACCCCCCGGCAAAGCCGCUUCAACCUCGGCCUCCGUGGGCAGAGAGGGGUGGGCUCUCCCUCCAUGGACUCCACGCUUUCAAUCAACCGUAUUUGUUGAGCGCUUACUGUGUGCAGAGCACUGUACUAAGCGCUUCGGAAGUACAAGUUGGCAACGUAACUUUCCCCUCCCCUGGCACCGUUUGGUGGUCAGGCCUGCUGGCCUUUAUUUUUGAUCCUUGAAGCUUUCUGAGGAUCGAAUUAUAAAAUGUCUUUCUCAAAGCAAUAAUAAGAAUAACUGUGGUAUUUUCCCCCUCCCCAU
Molecule: messenger RNA, 767 nt
Organism: Tachyglossus aculeatus (Australian echidna)
Lineage: Eukaryota; Metazoa; Chordata; Mammalia; Monotremata; Tachyglossidae
Gene: SDHAF3
Product: succinate dehydrogenase complex assembly factor 3
Exons: 2
Coding region: 1-372 (123 amino acids)
Biological process (GO): succinate metabolic process; mitochondrial respiratory chain complex II assembly
Cellular component (GO): mitochondrial intermembrane space; mitochondrion
Source: RefSeq, a predicted model, not a curated record